CCAACAACUAUUUUUUUCAAAUUUCAAACGGAUCUGCCACCUCUCCCUAUAUAUUUGCUUCACCCUUGGCCUUUCUCUCACACACUUUUCAUCACAAAUUCCAUUGCUACUUAAUUCUUCAUAUUUUUUUCCCUAUUCUCUCAAAUGGCCAGAGGAAAGAAGACAAAGGCUUCAAAGAAGAAGGUCACCGCCGAGGCCACGAGCUCUGCGCCUCAACCCUUCCCGUACCUUGACGGAUCCUUCCUCGAAUUUGGCUCGGAGGAGGAACUUACUCGCUUCAUCACCCACUUUGCCAAACGGCCCAUCUCACCGCCAAGGGUGCUGCCCGAGCUGUUUCCCCAGCAAAAAGGAUACCACGACCUCGACAAUCAACUCAAAGAGUCGGGUCUGUGGCCGUUCGUCUCCAAAAGCCAUCAGUCCUUCAAUCCCGCCUACGUCGCAGGGCUGCCCACCCACGGUGACGACAUCGCAACAUAUGGCGGCGAUGAUUGGAUCCUCAACAACGAGGCGGUGGUCAUCCGAGAGCUUGGAAUCACCAACCUCAUCCGUCACAGCGGCGCACCAACCAUCCACUCAGCCCCACCGGAGAAGCGUCUUCUACUCUACAUCCUCACCCGGAUUCUUCGCCCCCGGGACGGUAGCCACACGUGUCUCUUCAACGAGGAUCUCAAGGCCGUUCAUGCUAUCACCCAUGGCGCCUCGAUCAAUAGGGCGAAAUACGUCAUGAUUCACAUGGCGGACUGCGCCUCCAUCACCAUCGAGCGGAGCUUGCCAUACGAAUUCCUCGUCAUGGAUCUCAUUGGUGCAUCCGACAUUCACAUCGUCGGCCCGGACACGAAGAUGACGAAGAUUUGGAUCAUCCAAGACAGCACCUUCCGGAAAAAGUCCAGUGACAGAACCGGCGCAGCGUUCUUCCGUGGCAUCAACUAUGUCCCGCCGCCCUUUGACACCACCUUCCUUGGGCAGAACUAUGAAGGCGAGGACGAGGAGGACAACUCCUAUGCUCCGUCCUCCUCCCCCGACGAAGCUGACUUUGAGGACGCGGUCGACGGGGAUGCUAUGGACGUCGAGGACGACGAAGAAGAUGAUGACGCCGAGAACGAGGACGCCGAUGCUUAGACUCUACCUUCUCUCCUUUCCCUACUUUAAUUGCAUUUCUUUUAUCUAUUUCAAUUCUGUUGUAUUCAGAUCUUUCUCCUAUUUUUUUAAUGAAUAAAAGUUUACUUUUCAACUCUAAAGUUCACUUUUAUUUUUUUUUGUUAAUGUCAAAAGGGGGAAGUUAUCAAGGUUAUGCAUAAAUUGAGGGGGAAUUU
Messenger RNA from Cuscuta campestris, 1313 nucleotides. Lineage: Eukaryota; Viridiplantae; Streptophyta; Magnoliopsida; Solanales; Convolvulaceae. The record is from the annotation of a GenBank genome assembly.